UCCCCCCAGCUCUUACAGCGGAGGCGGCAGCCGGGACUGGGGGUGUCGGGCAUGGCCGGGAGUGGCACCAGCAGCACCAGGAGGAGGAGGAGGAGAAAGAGACUCCGGGCGGCCAUGGCGGGGGUGGCGGGCGGAUCUGGGACCCCCCUGCGGACCCCCCGGGACCCCCAUAGCUCCCGGCUCCGCCCCUGCCCCGCCCCGCGCUCCUCCGGGCCGCCAGGGGGAGCCGAGCGCCGCCGCCGAGCACCGGGAAGUGGCGGCGAGAGCGGGAGCGCGUGGGCCAACGGGCGGCGGGGGGCGGGGUUUCUGUGCGGCGCGGGCCAAUGGGCGGAGGGGAGCGAAGCUUCGGGGGCGGAGCGGGUUAAUGGGUGGUGCCGGAGGGGGGCGUGUCCGGCGCGCGCGGCCGCCAUGGGGCUGCUGACGAUCCUGAAGAAGAUGCGCGAGAAGGAGCGAGAGCUGCGGCUGCUCGUGCUGGGAUUGGACAACGCCGGGAAGACGACGCUGCUGAAGCGGCUGAACGGGGAGGACGUGGGGGGCACCUCCCCCACCCUGGGCUUCAACAUCAAAACCCUGGAGCACCGCGGGUGA
Messenger RNA from Cinclus cinclus, 588 nucleotides. It is a transcript of the gene ARL2, whose product is annotated as ADP ribosylation factor like GTPase 2. The coding region runs from base 52 to 588 and encodes 178 amino acids. NCBI's taxonomy places the organism in Eukaryota, Metazoa, Chordata, Aves, Passeriformes, Cinclidae. The transcript is spliced from 2 exons. Gene Ontology annotation, molecular function: GTP binding; GTPase activity. Gene Ontology annotation, biological process: protein folding. Gene Ontology annotation, cellular component: cytoplasm; microtubule cytoskeleton. The record is from RefSeq and is a predicted model, not a curated record.